This is a messenger RNA of Bursaphelenchus xylophilus (pine wood nematode), 3275 nucleotides long. NCBI's taxonomy places the organism in Eukaryota, Metazoa, Nematoda, Chromadorea, Rhabditida, Aphelenchoididae. The record is from the annotation of a GenBank genome assembly.
AUGCGAGUUAUGACACCUUGGGUCAAGUGUUUCCCUGAUAUUACAGUUGCAGGGGUGGUCAGGGACCCUAUUUUUCCGAUUUUCGGCCCGCGGCCCGGCCCGUCUAAUUGACCGGCCCGGCCCGGCCCGUCUAGUCUUUUUCCAGGCCCGGCCCGGCCCGGCCCGUGACGGGCCUGGCCCGGCCCGGCCCGUGCAGGCCCGUCUAUAGAGGGUUCUGCGAACUGCGCCCAGGCUCGGGAUCUAAACUGAGGCAAAAAAGGCGUUGAUCUAGCUAGUAAAGGAUCAAUGUGAUAGUUUUGUGGUUCUAUAAUUGAACUAUAGACUUGUAAACGUUUUAGAACUUGAGAAACAGCAACUAUAACAACAUCAAUUAAUUUUCCCGGCGCGAAAACAAUGAAUGCCAACGGUUUGGCAUUGUAUUUUAGACGGGCCCGGCCCGUUUGUCAAUUUCCAUUUUUGAGGCCGGCCGGCCCGUUUGGGCCGGGCCGGGCCAGCCCGGCCCGCUGACCACCCCUGUACAGUUGUCGGAAUUUUGUGAAUUUGAAUAUUCUAGGACCUUUCUGGCACUAACAUCCUCCAAUUGCCCGUUGGCAAUAGUAAGCUUGUAUUUAUAAUAUUUCUUUGUAAGAUUUUUUCAUGAAAAACGUCUGGUCUCAUGUGUAAUAUAAAAUGUGUCGAAAAAUAUGUAAUACUUUCUUGGCCAAUCGCAAAUCGUUCUUUCUCUAAUGUCUUUAGAGGGUAAUACGCCUUUUGAACAAAUUUCUGCUGCAAAGUAAUCUUCUUUUUAUCAAUUUCCAACUUGCUCUUUCUCUCUCUUUUUUGAUACUUAUACAAACAAAAAAUAAAAAUAACAAAUUCAGUGAACUAAAAAAUCUCUAACAUAAGCACAAUUAUACUACAAGUUUCAUUUCAACAAAGAAUUCUCUGACAAUUUCCAAAUCGUAAUUCAUAUCUGAUAAGAGACCAAAAAAAUUUGUCUAUUAAAGCUGCGAUUUGGAAUUAAAAUACUACUUUUUAAGCAUUGAUAUUGGUCUCCAAUGUGUUUUUAGUUUAUUGAGAAUGGCGUCUAAAACAGUUUUGGUUAUUACCAGUGUUUUAAUUACUUUUUUGGCUACCUCUUCGGUCUGGCUUACAGUAAGGAACCAAGUGCAAUAUAACUAGUGUCAAAAGUUUUUUUUAUAGCGUUUAGAUUUUCUUAUUAUCCCAAUAAAUUCAUUUUAGGCCUAUUUUGUUGGUGUGAAGCCGAAUAUCGAUAAACAUGACGAGAAAGUUGGUACAACAACACCAGCUCCACUUACUACAACAUUAACGCCGGUGAUCCCGCCACUGGUCCCUUGUGGCGAUCAGUGCAAAUAUGAGCUAGUGGAGUCAUUACCCGUUGGAUUAUACGAAGGUCUGAAGGUAAAACGACUCAGAUCAACGUAUGAAUCUUGGAUGGAAUUGAUGGAUUCAGCCAAUAAAUCGAUCGAUAUUGGUACUAUGUAUUGGUCACUACUGGUUAAAAAUACUGGAAAUAAUUUUACCGAUAAUGACCCUAGUGCUAAAGAAGUAAGAUUACAACGUUUUAGAGACUUUUUCUAUUAUUCUUGGCAUUGGCUGUUGACUUUAGGGAGAAGAUGUCUACAACAAACUGAAAGAAGUGGCUAGCAAAGGAGUUAAACUCCGGAUAGCUCAAGAUGGGAAUCGAGGAGUCUUUCCAGAGACUGUCGACCUUGCCAAAGCCGGCUUGGCCGAGGUUCGAUCACUUAAUUUCACCGCCUUGGUCGGAGCUGGAAUUCUUCAUACAAAAUUCUGGAUUAUUGAUGACAGGGAUUUAUAUCUGGGCUCAGCAAAUCAUGACUGGAGAGCACUUACUCAGGUAACUUUAUUGGGACCUCUAAAACAUAAUUUGUGAAUAAAUUUAUAUUGUUUUAGGUGAAAGAGAUGGGGGUUUUGAUCAGAGAUUGCCCAUGUGUGGCGGCCGAUCUCAAGAAUAUUUUUGAAGUCUAUUGGACUCUUGGAGUGCCAGGAGCAAGAGUUCCCGGGAUUUGGCCGGCUGAUUAUGCCGUGCCAAACAACGAGAGAAACCCAAUUUCAGCAAGGGUUGAGGGAGAAAACGCCUUGAUGUAUCUUACUGUAAGUUUUUUGUAGAAGUCGCUUUGGUUUCAUGCUUGGAAAUAACCAAAACUCCAGCUUUUGAGGUUUUUGAACGCAAAAAAUUAUAAAUAAUGCAUAUAUUGUUUUCAGACCUCCCCUCCAAGCUUUGCCCCUGUCGGUAGGGAGCAUGACGGAGAAACGAUUGUUCGCAACAUCGAUGCUGCUACAAAAUAUGUCUACAUAUCAGUUAUGGACUAUGCCCCGGCCACCUUUUAUAAUCCCCACAAUUAGUAAGUUCCUUGUGCAGCUUUUGUAUUAUGAUUUGAUGACUUUUGUGGUCCGCGGAAAAUAGGGCGUAUCAAAUGUUGGAUGCCACACCCAAGUAUUUUAUGGUGUUAUACCAGAGAUCAAUUCAGAGUAGGAAGUUGCGACGCCUAUAUCUUGUGAUUUCGUACUUAAAUUUGCUGAAGAGAAGGAAAUAGAGAUCGCGAUACAUCGGAGCUAACCGAUGACUGCUGAAUCGAUUAUAGAAACAAUUUUAGUUACUGGCCCAACAUCGACGACGCCCUGAGAAGAGCUGCCUACGAUCGACGUGUUCAGGUCCGAAUCUUAAUCAGCAAGUGGCCUUCAACUCGGGCCGCCGUCAUGGCGCAUCUGAGGUCGUUAACAGCGCUGGAUUCCACAUUGCCUUGUGAUUUUGACAGAAACGCCAAGAAAUGCAAGGAAGGGACAAAGGGGUCGAUUCAAGUGAAGGUGUUCCAAGUCCCACCGUAUAAUGUUACCAUUCCAUACACGAGGGUCAAUCACGCCAAGUAUAUGAUUUCUGAUUACACGGCGACUGUUUGUAAGUUUCUUUCGUUAAAAAAUUUGAAUUUCAAAUUUUAUGUCCCCAGAUUUUUUCUGAAAAUUUCAAAAUAAUUUUGAAAAUUUUGGUAUUUGUUAUCGAAAAGCAUCAAAAAAAUUAUUUUUGGUUUGAAAAAUUAUUCAAAGUUCGAAAAUUUUUAUCUAUUUUUAACACCGAGUACAACAUAUCAUCCACAGGCACAUCGAACUGGUCGGCAGACUACUUCAUAAACACCGGCGGAGUUUCGAUCGUAAUGAAAAGUGAGGACGCGCGGACCGAAAGUAAAAUUGUAAAAGAUUUGCGAGAGAUCUUCGAGAGGGAUUGGGACUCAGAAUAUGCUACUGAUUUGAAAUAA